UGGCCCCGCCCUCCUCUUCACACCGUGGUGGGUCUGAGCGGUUGUGUCCCCGGUCUGGCACGUUCCUGGCUAAAUCCUCCACAGUGUAAAAAAAAUUGGACCCCCCCCUCUCAUUGAACCGGGCCAUAAAACGAACCCUUUGAAUUAAUCCUAUCUGGCACUAAAUUCCUGCUCUGCACACCCCUCAAAUUCUGUACCAGACACCUUGGACUGGAAGAUGGCGGUGGUAAGCGGGAUGUUGGGGUCGGCUAUAGCCCGGCUGGAGGGCCGAGAGUUCGAGUAUCUGAUGAAGAAAAGGUCGGUGACUAUCGGCCGGAACUCUUCCCAGGGCUCAGUGGACGUCAGCAUGGGCCACUCGAGCUUCAUCUCCCGGCGGCACCUCGAAAUCUUCACCGCCGGGGAGGAUGGCUCGGGCACGAGGGAAUUCUACCUCCGGUGCCUGGGAAAAAACGGGGUGUUUGUUGACGGGGUGUUCCAGAGGAGAGGGGCGCCACCUCUCCAGCUCCCACGAAUGUGCUGCUUCCGCUUCCCCAGCACAAGUAUCAAGAUCACGUUCACCGCCCUGUCCAACGACAAAAAGGAGCCAAGGAACGUGCCGGAAUCACCGGUCAAAUCUGUCCAGCCCCAAAUCUCACCGCUAACCAUCAACAUUCCCGACAACAUCGCCCACCUCAUGAGCCCGCUGCCCUCGCCCACCGGCACCAUCAGCGCCGCAAACUCGUGUCCGUCAAGUCCGAGGGGAGCGGGGCUCUCCAGCUACAGAACCGGCCGUGUUCUCGCCUCGGAAAUCAUAGGAGACAACUCGCAAUCAGAAAAUGACAAGGAGGCCUCGGGUGAAGACAGCCCAAAGGACGACUCCAAACCGCCGUACUCCUAUGCACAACUAAUAGUCCAAGCUAUCACCAUGGCUCCAGAUAAGCAGCUAACUCUGAAUGGAAUAUACACCCACAUCACCAAGAACUACCCCUACUACAGAACAGCCGAUAAAGGCUGGCAGAACUCGAUCCGCCACAACCUGUCCCUGAACCGGUACUUCAUCAAAGUCGCCAGGUCCCAAGAAGAGCCGGGCAAAGGUUCGUUCUGGAGAAUCGACCCCGCCUCAGAGGGCAAGCUUAUAGAGCAAGCCUUUAGAAAGCGCAGGCCCAGGGGAGUGCCGUGCUUCCGGACCCCAGUGGGGCCCCUCUCCUCCAGGAGUGCCCCUGCUUCUCCCAACCACAUGGGGGUGCUGUCUGCCCACUCCAGUGGGGUCCAGACCCCAGACAGCCUGUCUAGAGAGGGCUCCCCGGUUCCCAUGGAGUCAGAGACCCCCCCAGCACCACCAGCCCAGACAGCUACAGUCCAGCCCAAACUGGCGGUCAUUCAGGAGGCUCGCUUUACACAAAACUCUCCAGGCUCCCCUCUUAACAGCCAGCCCGUGUUGAUCGCCGUGCAGCGCCAGAUGCCUCAAACCACCAUGAAGCCUGUGACCUACACCAUGGCAACCCCAGCCAUGGUAACAACAUCAGUAAGCUCUGCUCCUGUCAUGCAGACGGUGCAUGUGGUCCACCAGAUCCCGGCGGUCACCAUGGCAACCGUCGGCGGGCACUCCGCCUCAAAAGAAAGCUUAGCGCCUCAAGAGAACGGAGGAGGAGAGCACCAGGAGAUCAAAGUCAAAGUGGAGCCGGUCCCGUCCAUCACGGCUUCUUCUAUAGGUGGAGUCAGCCGCAUCAUCCAGAGCUCCCAGGCUGCUCCCUUGACCACCGUCACCAUAGUUCAACAAGCCCCGCUCGGCCAGCACCAGCUUCCUAUCAAGGCUAUAACGCAGAAUGGGACUCACCUCGUGCCCAUUAGCACUGCUGCUAGUUCAGCAAACCCUCUCCAUCUCCUGGCAACGCACGCCUCGGCCUCAGCCUCCCUCCCCACCAAGAGGCAGAACGGAGAGCUGCAGGAUCAGCCCGAGUCGAAGAGGGUGAAAACCGCGGAGGAGGACAGCGGCCAAGCAGCGGCUGCUGUGAGCAGCAGCAACAACGGCACCACGGACAGCGCCGGCGAGCCCGACGACAAGUAGUCCCCCCCCCCCCACCCGAUCCCUAGCCCACAUCUGCCGGGCCUCAUCCCUCCAUCUUCCAUCCCACCCUCCACCACCAUCCUCAAGGUGCCAAAAAGAGAAGCACUACCGAUUGUGCAACCCCUCCCGCCCCCCGCCCAACCUCCCUAUCUGCCACGUAUUUAAUAGCAGAAAACACAAUGCAAAAACUAGAGACCAAACCGAAAAAUGAAACAGAAGCAUAGCUGAUGACUGUGAACCCCCCCCUCCCCCCACGCCCAAAGUUUGAGACCCAGAGAGCAAGAAAGAAGCAGAGACCGAAGAAAGGAAAGUCCAGACAUAAAAAAAAAAAAUGUAUCCAUGCAACUUCCCCCAAAGACGAACAGGAGUCUCCUCCAGGUAGCAUUACAGUCAAGUGUUAAACCAGUAAGCGGCAUCAUCAGUAGGCAGGCCUGUGGACAUGUGGACAUUCCCAUCUUUGGCAGCUAGCCUCCACGUCGACCUACCUAACCGAGUCAUGAGUAGAAAUGCAGUAUUCCGUCGUGUCUUUGGAUCUCUAUGGAGUGUUAGUCCGUUUUUUCCGAGGCACAGCUGCUGUCUAGUAAUAAUCCAGAGCAGGAAGCGCCGUGAGCGGCCUCUUUACGAACAUCCAAACAUCUCAACGCGGUCUUCUGGGAAUCUUUUUGUUGCCGUCUUUGUAUGUGGACUGUUUGGUGACAUGAAUGUAGUCUUACUUUUUGUUUUAUUUUAAUUUUUAAAAUUUUAUUUUAUUAUUUUUUUUUCCUUUUAAAGAAAACACUAUGGAGUGGGUGCUCUUCUGUUUCUGCGGAUGAAACGUGGUUCUCGCUGUACAUCAACAGAUCUUUGUCAUAUUUUCCAGAUAUCCUAAUUAAAAAAAAAAAAAAAAAGUAUAUUCCCGUGUGUAUUCCGGCAUACGUGUCAUUGAGCUUGCAUGUUACAGAUGUAGAAACAAAAGUACCAGAGCAGAUAAUCUGAAUACGGAACUGAAGAAAACUUAGACUGAAUCUACGCUAUACGAUUCUGACCUGUGCUGCACUUAACCUCUUAUUGUUUUUUUUUUUUUUUUGUUUUUUUUAUUGUUUUGUACUUGCUCACUUGUUUUCCCCUCGUCAUCAUCGGCUGUGUUUAUCUUUGUGUUGAAGUUGAUUCGCUUGGUUUUUCUUUUCUUUUUUUCUUUUAGGCGAUAAAGUAAGGCUUUUCAGCUUCUGUCCUAUGUUCUAUGGGCUAAAACAAGUGAUAGGUGUUCGUUCUGCUUCAGUGGAAAAAUGCUUUUUUUUUUUUUGUUUUGUUUUUAUAAAUUUAUUUAAACACAGAUUCUCUCAGUUUGUAUUUCUUUGAGUAAACCCUCUCAGUUGAGCAAA
Molecule: messenger RNA, 3408 nt
Organism: Fundulus heteroclitus (mummichog)
Lineage: Eukaryota; Metazoa; Chordata; Actinopteri; Cyprinodontiformes; Fundulidae
Product: forkhead box protein K2
Exons: 9
Coding region: 218-2047 (609 amino acids)
Biological process (GO): regulation of transcription by RNA polymerase II
Molecular function (GO): RNA polymerase II cis-regulatory region sequence-specific DNA binding; protein binding; DNA-binding transcription factor activity, RNA polymerase II-specific
Source: RefSeq, a predicted model, not a curated record